Messenger RNA from Nerophis lumbriciformis (worm pipefish), 1278 nucleotides. NCBI's taxonomy places the organism in Eukaryota, Metazoa, Chordata, Actinopteri, Syngnathiformes, Syngnathidae. The record is from RefSeq and is a predicted model, not a curated record.
AUGGUGAUCAUAUUCUCCAAAAGCCUGGAAAAGAAGAAGGGUGUCAAUGAUGUAAGGCCCAAGAGCAGCGAACGACGGCCGCGUGAGCGCCACACCAUGAGCAGAGGGACGACCCUCUUCUCUUGUGGAACUGCUGAGGCAGACAGAUGGCUGAAUCCAGGGCGAAGCUUCCAGUCAGGUACCAGUCUGGAAAGCCUGUGGGAUGCGAUGCCUGAGCCGGGCACUACCACAGCUAUCACCAACCUGAUCAGAGAUCUCAGCCUGGCUGAAGGCGCCUUGAACAAAACCAACCCCGUCGUCCCUGCCGCUUUGCACUACACCACUACCGCCACCGGCCAAGCUCCCACGGCGCCCCCCAGCAAGCGUCAGUGUCGCUCUUUGUCCUUGUCCGACGAAUUCGGCGGUUUUCGCUCAUCGUGGCGGCCUCAGGGAUCCCGAUUGUGGACUGCGGUGGAGAAGCGACGGUGCUACAGCGGGGGGAGUGUCCGCACUGGCGGAGGGUUCUCUAGCAGUCACUGCCCUGCCAUGCAGCGGAGCUCCAGCUUCAGUUUUCCUUCAUGCACCGGCAUCCCCACCGAUGGACCUUUGGAACUGCCCUUCUUCAACCAGAGACUGCCAGCCCACCCUCACUUUACAGCCUCUCCGGUGUCCCCCAGCUCUCCUUUCUUCCAAACUCCCCAGUCCUACCGCGGCCCCUUCCUGCGACCUCUCUCCCUCUCCCACGAGCAGAUCAGCCUGCCUGAACUCCAAACGGAAGAGGCUUCUGAGGCCAGCUCUCCAGACUCCACCCCAGAACUCGGGCGGCGGUCCGGCCAGAGGAACGACGGUAACGGCUGUCUGUCUCGGAGCAGGUCACAGCCCUGCGUGCUGAACGAUAAAAAGAUUGGGAUGAAGCGGCGGAGACCUGAGGACGCUCAUGAGCAGAGGCCUUCUCUGGACCUUGCCAAGAUGACUCAGCAACUCCAAACGUUCCAGAGCUUGAGUUGCCCAGGCUUCUCUUUCUUCGACAGCUGCCGAUCCGAUCCGCCCCCGGCGAGCCAACGGCAAUCGGAAUUCACCACCGUUUCCGAGCUGGGACUUGAUCACCGGCAGGAGGUGACCGGAGACGGCGAGGAUUCGUCAGAUGAGGAAGCAGACAGCGAUUCUGCUUGUAGCGUGGGGUCCAGAUCUGGCUCGCCGCCGGGCGAAGUUACCCUCUGGAAGGGCGACCGUGGAGCGAGCAGGGACAUUUUCCAGCUUGGGGGAGAGCUUGACCUGGAGCAGAUUGAGAGGAAUUGA